Monoraphidium neglectum is the source of this 810-nucleotide messenger RNA. RefSeq lists its product as hypothetical. NCBI's taxonomy places the organism in Eukaryota, Viridiplantae, Chlorophyta, Chlorophyceae, Sphaeropleales, Selenastraceae. The record is from RefSeq and is a predicted model, not a curated record. Gene Ontology annotation, biological process: glutathione metabolic process. Gene Ontology annotation, molecular function: glutathione transferase activity. The coding region runs from base 1 to 810 and encodes 269 amino acids. The transcript is spliced from 7 exons.
AUGGCGUCCGCGCCUCAGGAGAGCGAGCGCGACCCUGCCAUGUGGCGGCUGUACUACUGGCCCAGCGUUAAGGGCCGAGGAGAGUACGUGCGGCUGUGCUUUGAGGAGGCCGCCGUGCCAUACCUAGACGUCGCGCGCGCCUUCGCCGCCCCCGCCCCCUCCUGGACUGACGAGGGCGCCAUCCGGAGCCACCCCGGCUUCAAGGCCGUCAUCGAAUUCUGCUUCGCCAACGCCGCCGACGACACGCACGCGCCGCUCCGCGCGCCGCCGGCGGUCGCGCGGGGCUGGUUUGCGAUGUGCAACACGCCGGCGAUCUGCUCGUACCUAAAUGAGGAGUUUGGGUGGGGGCAGGGGCUGACGCGGGAGCAGAAGGCGGGCGUGGAUCAGAUCCUGAGCGUCGUGUUGUCGGACGCAGUGGGGGAGGGGCGCCUCGCCUUCCACCCAAAGGACUUCUACGCAUCGCACAAGACGCAGGUGGACGCCUGCCCGCCCUACAUAGAGCAGUAUGGCGCAAAGCGGCUGCCAAAGUACUUCGAGUUUUUGGAGGCCGCGCUGCGCUGGAAUAACGAGCAGCGGCCCGGGGCGGAGGACAACGGGUUUUUGGUUGGGCCCGGCCUAACGGCGGCGGACCUGGUGGCAUGGCACUACCUCUGUGCGUGCGAGCAGCACUUCAAGAAGUGGUACGACGACGCCAUCGGGAACGCGCCCCGCCUGGCGGCCUUCAAGGCGGCCAUAGGGGCGCGGCCGCGGCUGGCUGCCUACCUCGCCUCUGAUCGUUGCCCCCCCUGGGACACAGACUCCCUCAUGUGA